GAUGUCUUGUACCAGGCAGAUGGGGGCUGUCCGCGAUGGUGUUCUGUGGGUACCUACUCGUCUAGAGUACCUCCAUGGUGGAUCUUCUCCAUGCCCCUGACUUCUACAUCUUUUGUGUGGUGGUCUCGUCGGCAGAAAUGGGCUGCUACUGGUUUAUUAGUUUUUUUUGGUCUGGAUAUCUGAACGUGUUCGUUCAUCCUAAUGUGUAGAGGCUGUUUUGUCUCUCCCACAUAUUGUAGAUUGCACCUUUUGCAUGUUAUCAGAUACACAAGGUUGCUCGAUUUGCAUGGCAUCUCGCUUCUGAUUUUGUACGUCCUGCCGGUGGUUGUGCUUGAGAAC
This is a messenger RNA of Geodia barretti, 339 nucleotides long. The record is from the annotation of a GenBank genome assembly. Lineage: Eukaryota; Metazoa; Porifera; Demospongiae; Tetractinellida; Geodiidae.